Spirometra erinaceieuropaei is the source of this 27960-nucleotide messenger RNA. Lineage: Eukaryota; Metazoa; Platyhelminthes; Cestoda; Diphyllobothriidea; Diphyllobothriidae. The record is from the annotation of a GenBank genome assembly.
AUGCACAACGGAAGGCAAAGCAACUAUUUCAAACGGUACAGCAGACGAGGUAGGCUUGCGUGACAGUUCAAUUUGGUAUUCAAUCGAAAAAAUGUUAUGGCAUAAAUUCAUGUUCUUAGAAGGAUAUUUUUCAGAGAAAACAACGAAGAUUUACGAAACACUUAUGGGCUUCACAUAGUUUUACAACAUUUUCAGCCUUGUUAAAAAGUGAAAAUGCCGUCAGUGUUAGCUAAAUCUACCACGCACUUAAAUGGUCAGUAGCCUUUGGUAAUGACGUAAAUGGUUUUGCAUUUCAUAUAUUUGAAGGAUAGUAAAAAAAGGCUGCACAUGAACCAUAGAAUAUGGAAAUUUUGAAAUAUACAGUGCGGUUAAAGUAUUUUAGAGGAGCCACUUUCAUUGGAGACUAAUAGUAUUUCAUCGUUGUCAUACAUCACUGUCGGGGGAAAAAAAGCUGCACGAUUUUAGCUUCAUAAAGGCGGUUGUCGGAUGUCUUGCACGGAUUAAACCUACAUUUAGACCUGAGUUUUUUGUGAUGUGUCUCUGUUGCGCACUGCCAGAUGCGCAAUAUACGUGGAAUAUAUAAAAAUAUCUGUUACCUCAGCUUCUCGAAACUCACUAACACUAGUAACUUCUCGGUAGUCAGAUACUUAGAACAUGCACCGCUAUGAUUAUGCAAAACAUAAAAUGUACUCAGAACUUAUUUCUUCCCUAAAAGUCUCAUUAAGGCUAAACAAUAAUUUCGUUAGCAGUUUCCAAUGAUGCCGAAUGAAAUAUAAAGAAUUCAAUGUAACUAUUUGUUUUUACAUAAUGUUUGUAAAUCUCUCAUCGAGUGGAGUUGGGGAAUAUGUACCAAAAAUACUUAAGAUACCUUUGUAAGUAGGCGUCGCUCUUAUUUGUAAAAAAAAACAUUUUUGAUAAACCAUAAGACGCUGUCCUGAUGACUUGAAUACAUCAAACAAAGAAUGAACUUCCCAGUACUCUGAUCAUCAAAUAAACUCAAGGCAGAUUAAACAUAUGCCGGAAGCGCAGGCAAGUCAAAACCGACUUCCCUCCUCAAAAUAUUGGGGGAACAAAAGCAUAUUCUUUUCAAUCCUACAGCUAAAUAAUUCAAUGUAGUUUAACAAUCCAGGAGAAAUCCCUGAGACUUUUGAUGUUGGUCAAAAUAAAAAUAAUUAUACGCAGAGUCUGGUCAAUAGCCCUCAUAAGGCGGAAACAAACGUCAUGCUUGGGAACGGAAACAUCUGACGUAAACAUGGCUUUAAUGUAAAAGGACUGUAGAAAACUUCAAGACGGUAAAAUCAAUUAAUUUUACAUCGAUUCUAUCAAAUCUCUACACGAGAGCAUCUUAUUUUCCACCGUCCGAGAGUAGAAAACUAGUUUCAAAUCUAAUUUUGCUGCGCAGAGGUGGCUAAAAUUACUGUGACAAGUUUUUGCAUUAAUUAUAUACUUUUUCUGCCUGUUCAGCUUGGCUGUUGCUUAACCGACGGUCAAGUAACACUUUUUUAAAUUAUAUAUGCUUAGUUUUGCUUUUCUAUCGUAUUCCAAGGACUGUACAUCAACUGCAACUGGCCUUCAGCUAGGGCUGAGUCGUUUGUUUUCAAUGUAUCAGUGUCGUCUUGCUUCAAGAGAAGUUGAGAUUUUAUUCACCAGUCCUACUGAAAUGGGCUACAAAUACGUUAAAUGACGACCAAAAACCACUUGGCACUAAUGAAAGUAUCCAUUAGAUGGAAGAUAAAGAAAAGAUCGCUGGCAAACAAAAUAUUUGAAUCGUCUUAUAACAAAAGCCGAUGAAGUGCUGUUUGGUUAACAUUUAACUAAAAAGUUCUGAAAAUCGAUCAAGGUUUAAACUAAAAUACUGAACUGGCAUAGUCUGGGUUUCUGUCGCACGGCCGAAAACUUAUCGACCUGUUCAUUUGGAGUGGUCUGAAGGAGACUCCGCAUACAUUGCUACGGGAGGUUGAAAAUAGUAAUUGGCUGUCUGAUACUAAUCACUUUCAUAUUUUAACUAUAAAAUGAAUUACACCAGCUCCUCAAAUGAUGUGAUAUGCAAGUAUCGGAUUUUGGAAACAGCUAAGCCUGUUACACUUACUGGGAUGAUUUUUAACCGAUUCCCAGUAACCAGUUAUUCGUGCCUUUGGUCUGCCUAAGACCCCCUAUCCAACAACUAGUAUAUAUGGAGUCUUCAUGACCAAUCUAUUCAGUUCUUAAGACUGUUUCAGUCCUCUAAAGGCCCUCAAUUUGACUGGGCAGCCAAUUAAGUCCUUAAAACAAAAAUGUCAAAAGAAUUAGGCAAAUAUUCGAAACAUUUAUUUUGCGGAAGGCAAAAAGUUAUUCGGUCUUAAGGUUCAAUUAUUGGUCUGUUGGUUUGUUUUGUCGAGCGCUUCAACAUCCAUGAUGGGCCCAAGUUUACCUCCUUCAAAAGAGGAUGAUUGUGUCAGAGGAGGAUUGGUGACAGUUCGAUCGUCGGGGGCGGCGCAGCACCAAUGACUUGAAUGUGAUCUAGUUUAGAGUGAAGCAGAGUUGCGAUGCGUCUAGCGCCCUCUCUCGCCCCUCACCCAUCAGGCUCAAAACGGCCGCAUACGGGUUCGGACGCAGUGGGUGACAAAAUUAAACAGCCAGACUCUUUCGAGACACAUGCGAUCUGACUUUCACACAGUGUACCAAGUUUGCAAAAAAAUUAUUUCGUAUCUACCGUUCGCGAGAGUGUCUUAGAGACCAUGCUAAGGCGCCAUUGAGCUUGGCUCCCACCCCCCCAAUCAGUCAUCCCAUAUACACAAGCAGUAUUGACUAGGAGGACCGAGGUAUCCAGUCAGCUUUCAACCUUCCAAGCCACCAAUCCUAGAGUGUAAGGUUUAUUUUAGUGAGGAGUGUUCUGAUGCGCCCUGAGAGCGAGAUCCCACUGUCGACCACACUCUCUCUUCCUUCUCCCAUGCGCCAGUCCAUUGUCCGAGCCGCUCAUUCAUCUGGCGCUGGUGUUAGGCGCAGUGGCUGACGAAGCUGCAACAGCUCGUAUACCAUAUCAAUGAGCAUACUUUUCACUUGUUUGAAUAUUGCAUGUUCUUUCCGUGUGUUGAGUGCUGUGGGGGGGGGGGCUUUUGUUUGUUACACGGUUGGGUGAGAUAAGCUGUAGCUGUGGGGUUCCGCGGUGUCCUACGGCGGGUUUUCAUGGAAGUGCAUAUGACCGAUUAGGCCCAUGCAAUAGCUGAAUGUCUUUGGGCAGUGUUGGCGGGUGAAGCGGAUGCCACGGAUGUGCGCUCUGGCUCCCGAAACUGAUACACUGGUCCCAGUGCGGUGGGUUCAUAUGUGUCCGACCACGACGAUGCGUGACGCAAAUUUGCGGGGCACUGACGGCAGGAUGGGGCUAUGGCUAUUGAGCUGACGAUGUGGCGAACAUAUAAAUGGUGGCCAGGUUGGUGGUUUUGCACACGUUAUCAGGUGCAGGAGGUAGGUUUCUCCUAAUGAAAUUGCAGUGAAUUCCACUGUUGUGGAUACACAUAUGACCAAUUAGAUCCAUGCGGUAUCUGAAUCUCCCGGAGCAUUGCAGGCAGAGGAACUAUGUGUGAUAGGUACAUGUCGGACUACAUGUUCGUCUUUCUCUGUACUGUGGAUUUACAACUGACAGAGCACGCCUCUGCGUGAUGAGGAAGUGAGAUUGCAGUUGGGAAAGGUUGGAACCGGGCCCACAUUUUGGGUUGUAGGGGCAGUGGUGGUGAUGUUUUGCGGAUCGGUAGGAGUAUCCUCAUUUAUGUUGCUGGUGCUGGUGCCUUGUGGGAUAAGAGACGGGCUAUACUUGUUGACAUUAAAUUGAGACCACAGAUGUCCAACGAAGCCCAUCCGUACCCACAACGUCCGUUGACAGUGUGGACACGAUGGUAGGGGUUGGACGCUGGCGUCAGUAACCCGUAACACACGAAUCUUGCGGGCCUCUUGUUUUGAUUGGCAACGGCUAUUUGGGUAGCUUCGAAGAUGGCUCUGCCAGUAUCUACGUCAGUGCGUCAUCCUUUUGGAUUGUGGGCGAGAUCGUCUCGGGUCUCUGGAUUCACAUUCUUCAGGUCUUCGAGGUGUCCUUGUAGCGACACAUUUAUCCGCUGUGUUUGGAGCGCGAUAGAUAUGUCGCCAUUUGCUAGAUGCUUGGACGAGAACGCAUCUUUCAUCCUCACCACGCGGUUGAUUCAUCCUAAUUAUAGCUGCUUCAGCUUGGCUUGGAUGCGGGGGACGCCGGUUCUUUACAAGAUCUCAUCUUCUGGGAUCCUUUCUUGCCAAUUCACCUUCGGUAUUCUUCGGAGGCAACCAAAGUGCAAAUGGUUGAUUUUUCUUGUUUGGCCUUCAUUAACAGUCCACGCCCCCGCCCCGUACAAGAACGGCGUCAGAACAACAGCCCUGCACAUCCACAGUUUUGUCUUUGGUAAGAUCUUGUGACGGUCCCAGACGGUGUGCUUUAGCUGGCCGAAGUCCUGACUGACUUUGCAUAUCCGGCUAACAAUUUUGCCGUUGAUCUUGAUAUUUAUUGAACUCAUACUCCCAAAGUACACAGAUUUCUCCACUGAUGUGAAGUGAGGUCCACUUACAAUAAUAUGAGAUUCGGUAUAGUCAGCAUUUGCCGCCGGUUGAUGCAGAACCAUUGUCCCCUCCGAGAGCGAUGAGGUCCACACUCUGCUACCUGUCUUUUCCGUUGUCAUGUUUAGCGCGCAGCCAUCCGCGAACAAGAGGCCAUGGAUACUUUGAAAAUGCUUUCGAUCUACGGAUGCUGAACAAUUUUUGUCGUUUCCGUACUCGAUGCCGAUCUACGACCGCUCCUUGCGGUAACUGUUCAUUAGCAUAGCGGAGAACAUGAGACUGACUGGGGUGGGGAGUGUAGGCAGCCCUGAUUCACCACACUGGUGAAGCGACCCAUCAUCCCGUCGUGAACGUGCCUUACCAUUUGAGUUAACUGUUCAGGACAUCUGAAGUUCAGCAGGAUUUUCCAGAGUCCAUCGUGAUUCACUGUGACGAGGGCCAUCGUCAGAUCCACAAAGAUGGUGCAGAGGUUGGUCCUAAUUUCCUGGAACUUACCUGUAUUUGUCGAUCCGCGAAGCGCAUAUCUGCGGGUCCAUGGUGUUUUGGAAUCCUCACUGUACAUCUGGGACAAGUCCCUGUUCGAGAUUUGCUUUUAGGCGAUUAAGUAGAACGCAGAGGACAAUUUUUCUGCGACGCUAAGAAGGGAGAUGCCUCUUUGGUUAUCGCAUAGUUGCCGGUUCUCCUUGCGUUUGUAGAUGCGUACGAUGGUGGCACUCUUUAACUCUUGUGGGAUGUGUCUUUGUUGCUACACAUCAUGAAAAAGCGAGGUAAGCCUUUUCACGAUUCUGUGCCACCGUAUUUUUAGAUUUCGGCUGGCAUUGCGUCUGCUCCAGGUGCCUUUCCGCUGGGCAGCUGUUGCACUGCUUUUAGUUUGUAUGACAGAACAGCACUCUCCAAUCCAGUGUUUAUUUUUAUGGUAUCAGAAACCAUCGCUGAACCAAACUGAGCGGUUGCAUUAGAAUAUGUUUUCGGGUUUGCAGGAUACCAUUCUGUCAGCACAGGUACUAGCUAAAUCACCUAUAAAAGCCAGUAUGGAAUUAUGUAACCUCAGUAUAUACUACUAGCUGCCUGUCGGCAGUUGUGGUUGUACGCGUUAGUCAGCGGCGCGGAUGAAAUUUGCCACGUUUUCUCAAUUGAGGAAAAGUUAAAGAGGAUGUGCAUCAUGGUGCGAAAAUUAACACAAGUAGGGCUUUAAACUCUCAGCAUUCGCAAAGAAGAGUAACACCUCUGCAGUCGCAAUUAUGGUAUUUAAGGCAUCUUAUAUUCCGUCGCGUUCCAACUAGUUCCUUUUUAAAAUAAACACUAUAACAGUUGGUCUAGGAUAUUGUUUAUCAUAUAAUACAGCCUCACAAUUAACUUUAGACUCCACUUCAAAAAUAGAUGGUCUUUGUUCACUCAGGAAUGGGCGCACACCGAUCCAUUGGCUUCCCGAAGCAAACAAGCUUCGUAUGGGCGACAGGGGUCACGAACAGGCAACCACCUACCAGGCCGAAGUCGGCCAAGCUAUGAUAGCAGAGGGGAGACGACAGAGUCUGGGGGGUAGAUUGAUACAGCGAUAGAGAAUGGCGGGUGGCGAGGCACUGAUGAAUUUCGGUUCGAUGAAGUGCUUAUGACCCAUCUGGUAGACCCCAGUGGUGGACCAGCUGCGCCAGGUGCGUCUGAGCGCAUGUUUGUGUUUCCGGUACCAGCUGGUGGUCAGGGUUAUGAUUGGCUGAAUGAAGGCAAACAAGCCCGAAACAGUGCUGUAUCACUCUACCCCCCAGACUCUGUCGUCUCCCCUCUGCUAGAUAGUCUUUGACCAGCUAGAAAAUUCUCCGUACGUUUUAGUAAAGGUUCUCAGUUUUUAAAAUGCAAGUAUUCGAAGGCUUAUUAGAUGACCUGCUCGUUCCCCAAAUUCGUAAUAGGCCUUCUGUAUUAAAAUGACGCCUGCUAUCUGCUCAGGUUAGUUGAUAAGAUAUUCGUCUUGACUCGCAAGAGGAGCCUACUUUGGGCUGAGUAAUUGUUAUUCCAGGAUCUUGAGACAAAAGGCUGUUGAUCCGACAUACAUUCGGUGUAUUUGAAAAUUUUAGCGGUGAGAGCUUAUAAUGAUGGCAAAGCUUUCAAAGUAUCAUUCUUUUAUUUAAACCAAAUUUUCCUUGUGAUUCGAGCAAAAGAGUUGCCUAGACUGGAAUAGACCACUUUCGUGAUUUGCAAAGGUGGAAAGUGGUGUUUGCCAAAUGGUUCCUCAUAUAUCAUUUCUGUGUACCUCAAAAGAAUAUUAUAAUUGCGAAACUUGCAGAAUAUGCCAGAAUCUGGACGGACUUAAGUUAGAAGUACUGCCUUCCAAUCCCAGCAAUGCAGUUAGAUCAAAACAUGUGCUAAACAUUAUAAUCGGGGAAGUCGAGUCUACCUGGUAGCCCAUUAGCUGUCCGCCGGACGCAUGCACGAGUGGAGGAUAACAGAACGACCUACAGCGAAAGCCAUCUGCAAGGAUUUUAUCCUCGUUCGCACAGUGAAUAAGGAAUUGCGGGCUAACAACUGUGGAAGUUUGCCAGGCUGACUGUCCUAUAAAAUUUCUUAAAGUCCGUUGACGCCAUAAAAUAGGUCUGCUUGCCACCAACAUCUUGUGGUUAGGUUCAUACAGGCCUCAAAUUCCAGCAAUCAAUCAAAAGGCUGUUGGAGGCUCAACCGCGCCGAGCUUUUUAAAUACAUCUAGUUAAAAAAUUGCCUAAACCCACUGUUGCCCUAUGUGCCACAGAGCCCGCAACACACAUAGCCCACUGGGCAGAGCUAAUUUUAAGUAAGACGGGGCGCAUAAUCAGACACGGAUAUCUUCUUUUACAUACUGGAAUGGACAAAAGUUCGUUGAGACUCAACCGCGGAGGAAUCGUCACCAAAAUACAAAUGCAUACCUUCCUUUGAAAGGAUUACUCAGGAGCCAGGCUACUGCGAAAUUAAUAGUCCGGAGUGAAUUUCCACUAUUUCCUUCACCACAACGGCCCAUAGGGCUUCUUUCGGAAAAGUAGGCUGGUGUUUGACGCUUUCAAGUUGGCAAAUCAUUGUUUGUGUCGGAGCCGGUAAGUAAUGGGAUAACGCACAGAGGCCGUUGGCAAACUCUUCCUACGUGCUCUAAUAAUACUUGUUUGCGGCUGGAAUGACUAAAUCGGACCAAGCUGAAUUUCAAAAUAGUGCAAAUUUCGACUUGUUCGUCUUGGUGCUCCAUGCAUUAAUGGUGAAUGAUUACCUAACCUUUUAUCACAACCGACUGUAUGUCCCCACAGAGUGCUCUCAAUAUAGCGUCGACCACCCAUCCGCCCUGGAAUCAAAGUGUGGCUUCGAGACAGGCCAGGCAGAUGACACUCUGGGCAGCUCAAGUUUCUUUUAAUUGCAUGCUACCGACUCAAUCGAUGCGAUCAAGAAAGACAACAGUUACGGUUCCGAGCAUGUUUCGUCCAUCAAAACCUCAGGGGUUACCUCCUCCUCGUGCCAAGUGAUGAUUUACAGGAAUGAUUGGCUUUGAAACCUCGCAACUACACAACCUGACCGAAAUUCUGAAAAUGGCUAUCCAGUCUUUCUCUACGCCCGGGAACGAGGAGUAGUCAGCAGUAACUGAUCUUCAUUGAAAUCUUCAGUUAAUACAGACUUAAGGUUCAUACACUAGCGUGUAAUUACGGUGACAGAAUAUGGUUGUUGCCGCUGCCCAACGAAGCAACUGGUGCCAGGGUCUGUAUUGGUAAUUCCUUCCGCCAAAGAGGAAAAUAACAGAAAAGACGUUUGAAUAAGAUAAAAAAGUAUUGAACAAAUGUGGUGAAGCUACAGGACAGUCUGCUAGCAUAGCAUACGUUAAAAAAUUUAGUAAAUAAUUCACAAUGGCAGCGGUAGGCCAGAUGCACUAAAUGAACCUAAUCGUCAUCAAAGUGUGACUUUUUUGCUGACACUUCGGCCGAGCUCAACCGCCUGUAGGAGUAUGUCGAAUGUCUUCCCAACUUUGCGGCGAUGGUGGUUGGCUUUUCUUCAGGUUAUGUAAUGUUAAAUGACAUCCCUUCUGAAGACAAAAUGGCCGAUACAGUACUUACGCAAUAAAACCGCUGCCUAAGUCUGUCCUACGUCAAUAAUCUGGUUUAUAAGAUGUUUGAACAAUCAGGGAGACCGAUCCUAACUGGAGACUGGAACUUGGCGUCCCUUAGUUUGUUUUAAAGAGAGGAAUUAAGACGAAGUUUGGGAGAUACUGUAUCGUCAUUCUCAUCGACAUUACUGCAAAGACUGAUAAAACCCUUAUUUUCGGGCCGUACUAAAGUGUGUGUGAUGCGAUUACAAGAUCCAAUCAACCGUACCUUCGACGUUGGAGAGAUUACAUCGUCUAAUUAAUUACGCUAUACUUUUUUCGCGUAUACUACUACAUAUGCGAGCAAAUGACAGUAUUCUUCUCUGUUUGCCUUAUCGUAGAGUGCAAUCCCAUUUAAUGUAAUAAAAAAGAAUGGAGCCUAAGAGUGCACCGGAACAAGUGUUCGACUGGAUCGAGGCAUACCAAAGUUCCCUCGCUGCCCGAAUUAGUUUUAGUAAAAAUUUCUUCCUACUCUCAGCUGUCCUGUCAGAUAUUCAAAACUGAUGCUUCCAGUCGCUCAUCCUAUUUAAUUUCGUCAUUGAAUAAAUGCUCGAACAUGCUGUGCUCGUUUUCGCAGUGUCGAAUUUGCAUCAGAGCGAGGGGCUCAGCUAUGAUGACUUGAAGAAUUUUGUCUUGACGAAAGGCGGAACUACCUCAACUAUUUUGUUCAUCAAGCCCGAGAAGACUAGACUAGCCUUUAUUUGCAUUUUGGGUUAAAAGAAGACCCCCUAGAUAUUCAAUUGGCCACUUUUAAGUCUUAAACAGUUCCAGUGUUAUUGAAAGCACGUUCUCGCCCGAAUCGAUGUUGGUAGCAAAACUGUUGCAAGUCGUCAAAUGUGUUAAUGGGCCUCAAAUAAAUUUCAGUCGCUCCAACGAUAUCACAAAUCGUUAAGGAAAGAUAACUUAGAUGAUUUAGGCAUAUUAUUCGUCACCAGACUUCCAAGUUCAAAGACGCUACUGUAACCCACGCCCUCGCAUCUUCAGGUGGAACUAAGAAGCCAUCUCUAAAUCUGGUUCAAAGGGUUUCACCAUAUUAUCUAGGUAUUUAUUGGUCUUUCAGUAUAUUCUAGCAUGCGCUCUAGAAAAGACUAGAUUGAGCUUUCUAGAUCUGCUGCUGCAGAUCAUCAAACAUGAAGAAGGUACAUAUGGGAACUCAUAGAUGUUCAGUAACUCAGACAUAAUAACUACAGUAUUACCCUCAUUUAAGUAGGAUAAUAACAUAUAAGCCACAGGACUACGAUGGUUCAAAGGUAGAGAACCUCGAGUGAUUCGGUUGAUCGACAGUUUAGUUAGAGUGCUGGAGCAUUUUUUUCGGCUGCACGCGUUCCAUAUUUUCCAUAGUCGGCUAGAUAUAUGUUCAGUCACUCAAGACCAGUUUAUGUAACGCGACUUAAUAUUUGAGGUCAAUUUGAUGUAAACCUGGAAAAUGGUGCGUCAAUAAUUUUUAUGUUUUAUUUCUCGACGACUAAAGAAAUAAGAAAUUAGAACAGGUUGUUCUAAUAAGUAAUUAUACUAGAGUGACGUUAUUGUUUUGCAGACUUUAGCGAAAAUGACGACCCACGUAAUCGAAACCACCGUUCCUCAGUCCCCAUCAUUAAAUUUUUCAGUCUUCACACUCGUCUGCGAUCCAUGAAAAGAUUUCUCGGUCUUCAAAAGUCUGUUUCUUUUUAAGAUAAGGAAAUGACUAAUGGGUGGUGAGCGAUGACAGUUACUGUCAGUACAGCUUACGCGGAGUUGGCACUCGCAUCGAAUAAACAAACGCAUUCUGUUUGUUGAGAAGAAUAGUUUGAACUAGACGUUCGGGGUUAUGUUUGAGAUGCUAAAAACGGACAGUUAUAUCACUACGGGACCUGCAGCUCUCAGAGGAACCAAUGAGCACCGAAGUGUAAGAGAGUCAGACUGACUUACUUACAAGUUAGAAUAAUUUCUGCGAAAGAAAUAAGAAGCAUGCAGUUUUUAAGAAAAGUCACGACGUGAAAAGGGAUCUCACUACUUGGUCUGAAUUGCUACAAGGAACUCGAGCUGUUAAUUGACGUCCACUCACCCGACAAAUGGCUAAGUAGUCGUCGUGAGACCAGAGAACAUGAGACGGUUCCUACUCUUAAAAGUACCUCUCCAUCUGAAACUGGAAAUACGAGGCCGUCAUGCGAAUAUGGUGACACGCACAGAGGUAGCGCCGUCUGUGAAGAAAUUUAUUCCACAUCAAAACUAAAAAAGAAACAAGCCAACUUCUGUCCUCCUGGACCGUCCGUAAUUUUAACUAGCUUCCCGAACAAGUUACCACAUUGCCACAGUGCUGGAUAUACAGGCAACCAAGAGCGCAUAUGUCUGCUAUUUUUUAAUGGACUUGGAUUUUGCUAAUAAUAUUAUGGAUUUUAUCGGAGUCAUACGGCUCAUGACCUAGCCCAGAGGACAGCUGAAGAGUUCGUUUGAAGAAGAAGUUACCUGUGGCUCAAAUUUUGCUGAUUGUUAUAAAGCAUUCAUUUUAUUUCUUGAUUUAAGUCAUAUACCAGCACAUGGUCUAAACUUUGUAUCCCUCCUAUUGGUUAAAAUAACUACUAAAAUUUCGGCCUAUACCUGUUAACACGAGCAUUUAUAUUUGUCAGUUAAUUCGAAGUGUAGCUUACAACGCGGCGUUUGGCGUCAAAGGGGGCAGGUUUUAUGAACAAAGGCAGAAAGACGGGAAAGCAAUUUCUAUUUGAUAUCGGCAAAUAGAUCAUAAAUACCCAUCCCAAUGCGUCUGUCGUCAGAGCUAAAACUUCCCGUUUAUUGAUCGUUAGUCGUCAUGCCAUUGCCUGUGUUGGCUACUGACCUUUACAUCCAAGGUAAAGCACAAGCACUCACUUUCGUUUUGCAAUCCGGAUAGAUCGAUGUACACCACGCCCAUGCCUGUUUAAACUGUCUAGGAAACACUCCAGACACAUUUUGUGCAAGCGGAGUUGUUAGGUGUCUUGAUGGGUUUGUUGGACGAAUAGACUGCUGUUUUAUCAAAUCGCUGUGCAGCACUUUUACCACGUGGGUCUAAUAAGAUGCAUGAUGGUUCUGCAGUCGGCUGACUGCAUGCUUUUCCGAAGAAGUUCUACUCCGAACGUGCAAAUGAAGGUGUGCAUGGGGGAGUGAAGUUACAGAUGGUGAAUUUCUCUGCUUUUCUCCUCUGCAAGAGUUGAACCUGUAUUCCCGCAGGUGUUGACCAGUUCCUAUUAUUGAUGGUUAAAUCAGAAGGCAUCAUUAUUACUUGAGCGUUUUAAAGAAGUUAAGAAGUUACUGACUGCAAAACUGGUGAAUAAUUCACGAAGAAUCUUCAUUUUGAUUCCAAAUAGAAGGGAUUAUUUAAGAAAGGUUGCAAUGCAUCGUAACACAAAACAUCCGUCAGGUCACUUAGUACAUGACACGAUACUGGUUUCUAGAGAAAAGUCUUCACAGCUUUGCGCGUAAAUCACGUCCGUGAAGAAUGCAGCGCAUACCUGGCGCAAAGUUUUCAUGCACAUUCAAGGUUUAUGCAUAUGCAAUCCUGUGUCCCCGAAAAUAUACGCAAAAUCUUAGUUUUUGCGUGCAUUUCAUAAGAAAUCGCGCAUAGUCCAACUUUAGUCGUGAAGGGUAUGCAGGGUAUCAUCUUGCUUGUCAUUAUUCGAACUUUUCGAGCCGUGGUGUGCAUGCAUUUACCAGUGUUGCUUUCAACUUGACCCAUAUAUAUAUUGCAAUAUAUUAUGUCAAUCGGGAGUCCUCUCAUAGGCACAUGCACGGGGAAACGGCCGUCAGAGGUUUUAUUCGGUAUCCCUGCAGUAAAAACAACACCCCCAUCUUCUGUUAUUGCUCACCUCACUGAGAUGAAGCAAUUGUGGUUUUGGAAAUUAUAGUUUACUGUUGUCGACGAGAGGGUCCAUUCGGGAGUUAUCCAACUUUCGUACAUACGCCUAUAAAACUGUCUUUCUUUUCUUCUGAAAGGUCACCCGGGAUCAGAUUCUGUAUCGGCCAAUCGGCAGAGCCCAGACACCGAGAUGAAGGGGGAACAUGUGUCACCAAUUUCUCCUUCACCGAAAUCCGCUGUUGCGACCCCCAUUGGGCAGACUGAUCCCAUCUUCUUCGGCAGUCUUUCAGGCGAAAUAGCACGUGAAAUACAUGACGAAUUCCUCAUUUGUAAAAUUUGCUUGGAUAAUUUCAAGAGCCCCAAAUCCCUUGCUUGCCUUCACACCUUUUGUCAAACUUGUAUUGAGAACCAUAUUUCCGCAGAAGUGACCUACAACAAGGUUACUGACUACCACCACUUCACAUGUCCACUCUGCCGUAAACGCACCACUCUGCCAAUUGGUGGCGUGAAGAAACUACCGGACAACUUCCUUGUUUCCGGCCUUGCUGAUCUACUUAAAAGAACCAGAACCCACUCCAGCAGUUCGGCUUCGACCAUCACCGAGUUGAAGGGUGGGCAGCAAAACCGACAUCUGGAAGGUGACGCGGAUUCUGCAGGCGAUGUUGAUUUCGGUCACGGCCGCGUCGGUCGCGUCAGCAUUUCGGGCUACGGCGAGUGUGAAAUUUGUGGUCAGUUCGGCGAUAGCGUGGGACGUGGACAUUCGGUGACACCUGUAGCCAGCACAAAUAACCGAAAAAACGCCAGUGCCGGUGACGCAACAGUCAGCACGAACCAGCGAGCUUCUUCAGCCAUCGUUUCGGAUGUGCCAAAGGCUACUUCCAAGUGUCUGGACUGCAACAAAUUGCUCUGCGAACAAUGUGUAGAGCGGCACAGACAGAUUAGAGUGACCAAGGAUCAUGCGGUGUUCAAGUUGGCUGCAGAAAGUUCAAUUGCCUGCAAGGAUCACCCCGAAGAGCCAGUGAGGUAUUACUGUGAGGCAUGCGGUUGUUGCAUAUGUGUUCUCUGCACAUUCAACGAUCACAGAGAGCAUGAUGUGACCAAUUUUGGUGAGGCGAUUGCGGCGCUGCGAAGUGAGUUGCAGAGGCGCAUCCAGGAGACGCAACUUGUAAUCCAACGGAGUAGAAAGUGGCUCGGGGCGCUGGAUGAUGUGGGAGAGGUUGUUAGAAAGAUUGAAUCAGAAAUUCGAUCUUGUGCUGACAAAACAAUAGACGAGGUAAGCAAUGCAAUAACACAUUUAUGGCACCAAUAGAAGGAGCGGCUCACAAAGCCCUGGAUUUUCACAAGCUAGUUAUCUAUAGACAACUAAUGUAUAUAGAGUUUUUGCAGUCUGUUUUUACGAAUAUUUACGAAAUUACCAGUUCAGGGACAAGAUAUUGACAAUUUUUUAAACCUGCAACUAAGUACACAGGAUUUUUGACAGCCUUCAUAACGCUCUGUCGGAAUAGCAUCUAGUCAGGCCAAAAGUUUAUCUUUUACUGGUGUGCAAUACAAAUGUUGAAAACCAGUUAAGCAAGGACUUUUUACAAACCCCAAUGCAAACAAACCUUCAGGCUGAAACGCAAUGUAAAGAUUUACACUACUUAUGUAGGUCCUAUUGAAGCUAGUCAUUUAAACCGUUCUAAGGAUUCUUAAGACCCGUCUUUUUUGCCUAGUUCUUUCAUUUCUUCCCUCGUUGGUUUGAACGGUCUAUGCUAGUGGCAUCCACGUAAGGAAACUAGGAAAUUCUGCAGCCAAUUGCUUUGGGCCCUAUUAAAGGAGAAAAACACGGUUAAAUUUGAAUAUGUACGAAAAGCGGAAAAAGCAAAAGACUUAAAAAUAAUCACGGCAACCCAUAUAUAUACAUAUAUAUCGCCUUCAGAAGCCGGCAUUAUACUGUGACCGAAAUAACAUAUGAGAAGUUCGGUUAAUGUUCUAUGAGUCAUGUUGUCUGCUGUCUUUUCCGUUUAUCUCUGGGUUUUUUUAAACAUGGCAUCUACUUCGAUGUUCCGAUUUAUAUAUGAGUCAUUCGAGGGUGAGAGAGAGAAAUGUUCGGCCUCCCGGGGAUGUGUGGACGCCAAGAAGGCAAAAAAUGUACCUAAAUUCCAGCGUAUACAUAGGUAGUCGAGACAGUUGGUCUCGUCUCCUUGCUGAAAACUGAUGGUCAUGCAUGCGAGUUUCCAGUUGAACGUUAAUAUGAAGCAUCAUUUUCUAAAUGACUCAUUUCUGAUCUAAAUAGCCAAUCUCAUCAUUAGAGUGCAUAAAUUAGGCACGCAGUAUAAUCGUCGGUUUGUAUACCCACGUACUUGGUGCUAUCCGUGUCGCGUCCAUCAUCCCGCAGAGAAGAAGAGGAAGAUGCGAGUUUAUGGAUCGAAUAAUAUUUGUACCGACGUUCCGGGAUCUUCCUUUUUUCCAUCAUCAGAGUGGUGAGGUGGCUGUUCCUACCGGCCUUAAUUUUUCAGCCUUGCCGCCUGUUUAGCAUUGUAACCGCGAUAAACGUACAAACUUUAGCCUGCCACUUUUCUACCGACCGCUGUCGGGCUCGCGUGUUCUUUGUCCCUUUUUCGGCCGUCGUGGUUGAAAGCCAGGUCAGCGUGCUUGCUGGCCUCCCCUUCCUCAGCUGGCGGGGUGAUCAGCCGCUAACGCUCGUGCAAGUUGUCUUCCGCCUCGUGGGCACGUCGGUGAAGCAGUGCUCCAACGCUGGUCAUCUGACCUCCCGUCGGCCACUCCCCCCUUCUUCAAGAGCGCCAUCUGUCAACCCUGUAUGACUUUGCUCGCCUGCUUUAUUGACACUGUCUGAGCUUAUUCGAGUCUUGCGCGUAGCGCCUUGUUGGCGGGAUAUAUGUCCAUGACUCAGUUAAUUGUGGUAGUUGAAGACCAACCCUCGAGCACCAGUCUGGCCAUCUUUUUACCUCGGCCACUCAUCCUAACUUUCUUAAAGGCGAAACUGUGGUCUGAGGUUUUAUGUGGCCGUAUGCCAGUGAUAGCUUAUCCUCGCGAUUUAUUAUUAGUCGAUGAUCACGCAAUCGCGUGCCGAGAGGUUUGCCUGCAUUGUGAAUCCCGGUUUAUGAUCCACACUAAUCACAAAAGAUUUCUAGAUUCUUGCAGUCACCCUCAAAGUGUUCUUCACAGAGAGAAUCGUGAGCCAGGACCUUGACUUUUCCCCGUUUGACCUCUCAAAGUGGGGCUUCCUGUGACACUGGCAUAUAGAGAACAUGGGAUGGCCUUUGGUCCCAAAUUGGAUGUGCAAUUAUUUCACCUCGUGCUUCCUUCCACUCACGUCGAUACGGUGUGCUUGAACGCUUUGGAAGAGGCUUCUGAUGCAAAUGUGUUUGUGGCCAGAGAGGUGAAUGCUUCUGAAGUGAAGAAUGAACUUAGUGUUAUUUACAUUAUGAUAGACCGUUGACGUUAUCUCCCCGUGUGCCUUCCUUAUAACCUGUACGUCAAGGAAUGGCAACUGCUUGUUGACUUCUUCUGCCAUAGUUAAUCGGAUUUCCGGAAAGAUUGAAUCCAACAGUAUACUGAAGGCCUACACCUGACUUUUUGGUUAUUACAAAUGUGUCAUCGACGAAGCUUGUCCAGAAUAUUAGAGGUACGAGUUAAAUACCAGUCUCUGGAGCCUCUAUGAAACUAUUUUGUUCAGACAAGGGUGAACCUACUGGUUUCAUCAUCAUCAUCAUCAUCAUCAUCAUCAUCAUCAUCAUCAUCAUCAUCAUCAUCAUCAUCAGCAGCAGCAGCAGCAGCAGCAGCAGCAGCAUCAUCAUCAUCAUCAUCAUCAUCAUCAUCAUUUUCUUCUUCUUCUUCUUCUUCUUCUUCUUCUCGUAUAUCCAGCCGUCGAAUGUAUAGAAAGUCGUAUGGUACAGUUUCGGGAGCUCGAUGAUGUGCGACCGCUCGAACUGUCGGUCAGCUUCGUAAUCUUUUUCUCAGAGAAGGCAGUCAAUAGUGUCAUAGCCAAGCCGGAUGGGAUAGAAAUGCAUAAAUAAAUUCCGUCAAAUAACGCUAUCACCUCGUUCGCCUCCUAUUCCAGAUACCGGAUACGCGUCAAAAACUCUUCAACCGACCUCGCUGUCUACUCUGGAUCCCUGAUAAAAAAAACUGUCACUAAUAGUCUCAAUAUGACAAGCGAAAGGUUGGGUAGGAAGUAGAGGCUCUCUCGGCUUGUGCAUCUUUAUCGGGCCUUAGAAAUGCGCCAUCACGGCACUAAUGGACUUUACGGUCAGUGCUUCCCUUCCUGUGGGUGCUCCUACCUUCCUAAACCAGUUUACCAUCCUGUUUAUUCUGUUCACAAGCUCUCUUGGCUCCUGGGCAGCCGAUAUCGCGUAAGUCUCCUUGUUUAUCAGUUGAAUCUACAUUUUCGUCCGAUAUUCGGCCUUGAUCAUGACGACCGUCGAGCGUCCCUCAUCGGCGGACAGGGUGACAAUAUUCUUCAUUCUUUGCAUUCUCAGAAGUUGGUGAUCUUUUGCUUCCAAAAUCGAUAUCUUGGGUCUGUACUGAGGCGGAAAGCUGAUACAUGUUGCGGCAUGUUUUUGAAUUCCUUAACUGUCUCACACUACGGGAACGUCGAUAAGAAACUUACGACAAAUUCUUCUGGUCAAGCAUCCUUUGCAUUGCACAUGUUGUGCUUGUGUCUGCACCUGACAGGUGAUAAAUAACGUUCACCGAUGCAUUUUCUGAGUACGUGCACGCGCAUACCUGUGACCGUCAUGGGGGUGAGCGUCAGUUGUUAGCGUAAAUCAAAAUAGAGCAAAGCACCGACGGACAAACAGCGUCAUAUAAAAGCAUUCCAUGUGCAACGCUAAAAAUAUGACUACAUAUCCUGUUUCCCACUACUACUACUACCACCGCUACUACUACUACUACUACUACUACUACUACUAUUACUACUCCUGCUCCUGCUGCUGCUGCUGCUCAAAAUGUAAUUUUUCGGAAAUAGGUCAUCACUGAAUGCAGAAUCGUAGGAAACACUCCAUCAUCGAAGCUCGAAGUGGACGCAAUCCAUGCACGAAUGCACAACUUUCGCGAGAAUUCGAAUUGGGCUGCUUGCCUAAACAUUGUGUUUAUUUUUAUGAACAUUUUCGUUAUCUAAGUUCCUUAUAACUGUUGGUGGUAAAAAAAAGACGAAAUUAUUUCCUUUCCUUCCCAACCAACCUGAAUGGCAAGUUUCCAACACAAUUUCCGCGUUUUAAGGACAGUAGAUCGAUUACGUGAAUUCGCAACCUUGCAACUUAACUAGUUUUACUGCACUUGGUUUUUUAAGGAACAUGAAGUUAGCAUCUUUGCAAUAUCAAUCCAACCGACCAACAAGAAAGCGCAAAUAUAAGUAAUCAGGGCAGUUUCCUCCUAAGUACCUACUGGAAUUCUGCUGAGGUGAUUGGGCUGAUGGCUCAAGCACACAUCAGCUGCUAUGAUAGCAUGAAACUCUCUUACUAAACUGGAUAUUAGAUGUGCCCCAGGCACGACGAAAUAUCUCACGGAGACAUUUUAGUAAAAGGGAAAAUGUUGAAAAAAUAAUGAAAAUUCAGCCCUCUUCCCAGACUAAACCUGAAGACAUUAGGAUAGUACUGAUUGUUAGUUUUACAGACUGUUUUCAUGAAUAAUUAAACGACAAUUUUUCGUAGCCCCUUUUCAUAUUUCUGCAUCUACUCUAAACUUAUAACUUAACCCGAACAACAGACGAAAAAGCUAAAAAUCACGUCACUCGGAGGUAAUGUCGGACCAUAAAAUAUCACAGUGAGAAUGAUUGUUCAAAGUGCUAUUGCCCACAGCUGAAAAGAGUACGUUGUGAGCUUUUUCCUCUAGUAAGUGAGAUCACUUUACUCUGAAUGUGCAUCGUUGUAUAGUUUGAACGAAACGGAAAGUGACCGUCUAAAUUAAGUGACAUAUAGUCAAGGUUCUUUGGCCUUUGAGUGCUGGAAUGCUCUGCCAUGAAGCCCUUACACUAAGUACUAUAAGAUAAAGCGCAUCGUAGAAUUGGUACUCAUGAGUAUCUGUCAUUAUAGCAGAUGGAAAAAGAAUUCAUGACGUUGGUACAGUCUCAAAAUCGACAGGGUUAUUCAAUUAUCAGACUAGUAGCCAAGCGCACAGUAGGUCACUUCCACGUGUAUCCACAGGCAUACUGCAAAGAACCAAAAGUUGAUUGGUAUAUUUUCACGUCAAGCCCACUUUUCGAAAUUUGAUUUCUGGUCGAGGGUGCAUAGGCGUCUCGAAUGCAUGGAUGACGAGCGCGAUUUAUAACCUAUAUAUGUGGUCCUGCCUGCUAAAAACGUUCGUACAUCCAAAAUUUGGACAAAACGCAAUCAAACCUCUGAUUUUUAGUCUUCCUUACGAGGGCGUUUAAUACAUCACGAAUUUGGUCGCCGUCUGUCCAUUCUAUUCUGUCCACCUUCGGCAAACAGACGAUACCAUCGGUCAGCAGAACUCAACCCUCAAGUCCAAUAUUGCAAGCUUUUUAGGUUAUAUGGUAAAGUCUUCAUUAUUUAGUGAAGAGAAAACGAGACUUGCUAGACCAAAAUUAUACCCUGUUUACGAGGACAGACUUCUAAGACCUUCCUAACGAAUUAAAUCGCAAUUAUAUAGCGGUGGAUUGCAGUCGACCUGACUAAGUUCAAAACAGUAUGAUACAUUCGUCUGUCCAUUAUUUGCUCAAAAGUGCUCACUUUCAUCCCCGUUCGUGUACGCACGACAUUUUUGUCUCCCUGCGCUACAUGAAUCACUAAAACGGGCCACGCGGUAGAUGCGUUAAACCAACACGGUGGCUACAUCGAAUUCUAGCAGGUGUUAUCGAGAAUGCGCACCCAUAAUAAAUGCUAACAUUUGGGGUGCGGUUGCAGGCCCGUUUACAGGCACAUGCCGCGCCAACUGGGACCCCUGCCGCCCCCGUUUCUGUCGAUGUUGAAAAUCCUAGUCAAGUGUAUGUUAUGGACCAAGGGUGGGGUGGUACGUCUAGGUACGGGUUUUAGCCUUGCCAGUCACUCGCGUUCUCUCCCGCCUCCGGUCUUCUAGACUCUGUAUUGACAUCAAGCCCAGGUGGGGAGGAUGAGCGGAUACGGUAGACGCUGCGCAUGUCUACUAACUUAUGCGCAAGUCACCAUCCCUGCUUUACCCUGCUGUGGAGUACAUGAUAGACAUAAUCGAACUCGAAGGUCAAAGUGUCGUAUUACUGGACACUGAUUUUAUUCUCUUCCUUUAUCGGCCAUCCCCCAACAGGGAACUGGACUUUGCAAUACUGGCUGACCAAGCAUUUGGUCUCUGGCUCACACCCCUCACGGGUUGUGCUAAAUCCCUCUGUUUACUUUAAGAGACUUUACGCAUCGUAUACAGAAUCAAAGCUCUGUUAUUUAUGUGACCCGAAGGUAUGACAGAAUAUAAAAAUCAGAGAUUAACGUGAACGUCAGUGGUAGCUGGGGCACUGAGCCCAUUGGUGACUGAAUGACUCAUGGUCGUCGUAAAUGAUGGGGGUACAUGUGCGCUUCGAGGCCAGCACAUAUAAAGACUUACGGCAAAUAGACUGACAUGUACUGCACUUGCUCCCUUAGAGGGCUUGGUGACAACGUUGGCCUCCGUUUAGGGUAAAAAUCGGGAGAUGGCACCCAAAAACUCCGCCUAACCAAAACAGCCUGUCUUACGGGACAGGUGGCAAUAGGGGUUUUAUUGGUGGUGGCCGGUCGGGAUGUACGAUACAAGCCGAUGGAAAGCCUUAUUUGAACGGGUGAAUGAUCGAUGUUGGCCCGCUCUCCGUUCCGUUAAUACAAAAUGGGUCGCCAAAGGCAGUAUAGUUGUAACGGACGAGUGGAAGGCGUAUAAUCGUCUUCCCUCAGAAGGUUAUCUGCAUUUCUCUGUUAACCACUCAAAGAACUUCAAGGACCCUACCACCGGACUGCACACCAAUGCCAUUGAGGAAGACUGGAGUAGACUGAAAAGGAAACUCUACGAGGGAGGCCCUGUAUGUGGUCGAGCUGUGUGGUCUCACAUAGACGAAGUACAGUAUCGUCUUUGGUUUGGCUUCAAUGCCAUGUCUUUUACAGAUGCCUGGCAAGUGUUCCUGUCUCGUGUUGUGCAGACUUAUCCUAUUUAAAAGUGAUUUUGUUUUGUAAUAAACUGCCAUAAUGCGAAUGUAUGCCGCAUAUUCAGGUGUACGUGUGUAACAAUGGGAAUGGUUGGGUAAUAGCGACCAUCGUCCAUGUAACCUCCUGCGAUGUUCGUUCGGCCAGCCCAUGUUAGGCCGUCAGGGAAAGUCAAAGUAGUGCGUUAAGGUUGGCCUGCAACCGCUGAUAUAGCCUGCAGGCGUUUGAGUCCACUGUUAAAGGUAUUAUUUCUAGGUAAUGGAUUUUUUUGGGUGCCAUCUCCCGAUUAUUACCCCGUUUAGAUCUAAUAAGGUGGCACAGCAUAGUUUUGUCUUUUUUUUGGGGGGGGGGAGGAGGGAGGGUGAGGCAAAACAUGCAAUCCACGCAAGCAUACGCAUUAAAGUUGCCACGCAUCAUUUGUUCUACGUUAGUUCGCAUAGUUUCCAUCCCGCCCUAUUGCUCAUUAUCUACCUCUUUGGACCGGUUGUCUACAUGCGCUGACUUAAUGGGCGGUAAUGGGAUAUACAUCUAAAACCGCGCUCAUAACCAAGAGAACGACCAUUUGAUCCUCGUUCAUUCGUUUUCUGAGCAUUAUGUCCGCCUCAUUGGUACUGUGACGAAAGUAGAGGCAACGUUGUAAGUGUUCUAUGUGUUAGUUUACAACAAGAUCGGUAAAACGCAAGCCUGGUCUGCAGUAAACUGAUCGAUAACGAACCUACGUAUCUCCAUAAAAACCUAAAAAAGUGUAUUGACGGCUAUUCGUUCAUGCUAGCUUCCACCUUCCUGUCUGCAUUUCACCUGCAGUUUAAAGUAUGCUAAAAAAAAGUCUAAGCCAUUUGUCUAGACUUACGCUUAUCAGCUUCGAAUUUUUGUUUAUUUAUAACUGAUCGGGCGCUUAGCUGUUAUUUGUUUAAACUGAGCACUUUUAUCCCGAACAUACGAUCGCAACUUACCAGUUUAUCAUUUUGCACCUCUACCAGGCAUCACUAUGGCAAUGCGUUAACUCCGAGAGCAGUUCCCCUUUAAUUGUACUUAUUUAUUGUGAAUGCAUCUUGCUUACCCCUGUUCCAAAUCCUUUGGCUAUUUUUCAGAAUUGUCGCAUUCAUGUUUUUAAAACUAAGGCGCCUUUCGAGGUGGUAAAGCGGAAAUAAACGAGUACCUCCCAGUCCGGGAGAAUAUUUCGUCAUCAAUGCUCGCCGGCGAUAAUAACCAUUGUAAUCCCUCAGCCUAGCAGCGAGAAGGAAAUGAUGGAAGUAAAGAAGGUGUCUUACCUCAGGUUGACCAACAACUUGUGACGGAGAAGUAGAUAUAAAAACUUCAAGGAGCGUUCUAUUCUGACAAAUCAACUUCUGAAGAAUCCGCAUGUUCUGUCUAUAUUUUUGUCGUUUAACAUGCAGAACUGUAGUCGACGUAUUAAAUGGGCAAUAAUUUAGUACUUACUGCACUUUCAUGGCUUACUUUGCACCGUUUUCUCAGAUCCAUAAGCAGGAGGACGCAUUGAUGGAGCAGCUGCAUCAGCGAGUCGGACGUCCAACACUUCAAACCAUUGAACGCAUCCCAGAAUGGGAGUGUCAAGUGGCCUACCUGGAGUCAGUGCAGACUGAGGUGUCCGAGCUGCUCGAGGGUCAGGAUAUUAACAUUCUCCUGACAAGGGAAGACCUAAAGACAAAGUUAAGUAACCUACCCCAGUUAGAGUUCGCAAGGGAACUUCCAUCCACAGUAUGUCCGAAGAUCGUUUUCACUGCGGGCACAACUGUAUUGGGGCAACUCAGUUUUCCAGACCAGCACACAACCCCCAUGCCUAGCCCAAGUAAAGCAGCGUCCUCUCCAAAGAUGUCCUCUGAUUCGGUCCCCACGCCGUAAGUUAUUACAGCAUGAUUUCGUCAGAAAUGCUGCUUGAACAACAAACAUCUCUUACAGUGUUUCAGCUCAUAAAGAGUGGAUAUAUGAUUGUAAGAGUGCUGACAGUGACACGGUUUUGAGGAUGAAUGUCCAAAUAAUUAUGUCUGAAGAUUGCUAGACAGGUGGCUAGGGCUGUGAGGCUGGGACUCACGUCCGAUCUUAAAGAAACAAACAAAUUUGCAAAUGGAUAGAGGCUAGUCGUUGAGUUCGAGACACGAUAAUAAGGAGGAAUGCAAACGAGCUACCGAGGUUCGUCAUGGAGCAGUGACUUGCAACGGCUCUUGGUUUAUGUUGGCUGAGCAAAGACGGUUUUGACUUUCAUAUCCAAAUUGAUCAAGUAGAAAAUUAUGCAUACUGAAUGAGAACUUGGAUCUGCUAACAUUUCUGCCGCAUGCGCAAGUGCAACGUUUGUAUCGAUAAGAAUUAUGAUAAACAGCAGAUAUCUGCUGUAUUCGGGGGGAAUGCUUGUGAGUUUGAACACUGACUGCAAGAUGAUCAGCUGUUGCACCAUACCAACUUAUAGAAAAGCAGUUAUUACAAAGGAGAUAAUAGGAUUUCCGUUGGCAAUGCAGUCGAAGUGGAAGAGUAAGUAUUGUCCUACGUCAGUUGGGUGUACUAGUAAAGGGUUUAUGUUGUUAGCGUUACGUAUCUAAGAGAAAGGGAGGGAUGCGAUAGAAGGAUCAAGCCUUUUUGGAAAAGUAUUGUUUCACACAGGUUGCACGGUACACUAUGCUUGACAGCACAGUGCUAGCCAGAAGCCGAGGCACGUGUCAUGCAUUGGCAGAAUAUCAGCGAAGCACGUAUCUGGGUUUUUGGCUAAUGCCUGCGCUGUCAAAUUGGUUAUAUCAUGCAAUCUGUGCUUAUUCUACUGGCUGCCUGUUGGCAGUUUAUGAACAUGACGCAGUUAUCCAGCUGUGGCUGAUGGACUUCGGCUCAAAUAUUCAUAUCAAAUUUCAGUCUGAGUCUGUAAGUCUCAAACAGACUAAUUCAGAAUGGUAUUACCGACAAAGACAAGGGAGACUGGAAUGGCCAUUUCUGGCUUAUUAGCCGUCGUCAGCCAGCCAUACUCCAGCCAGUCACUCCAAGUUAAUGACUAAUUUCCGAGGAAAUUUAAAAAAUCGUUUUAAAAUUGUCAGUCAAAACAUUUUCCUUCAUCAUAAUCACCGUGUAAAUAGCUAAAUGACAAGGAAAAGGAACACUGAACUGAUUGCCGGCCAGUAAGUACUUUUUAAUCAAAAAUCCUGCGGCCUAGUUCAAGCCUUCCCUAAGAAGUUGGAGAUCAGUCCUGUUUUUGACGGAGUGACUCACAACCAGAUCAUCAGCAUACUUAUUAUGUAGACACUCGAACUCUUGUUUUUUAUAGCAAAUUCGCGCAAGGCGAGGGUAGAAAUUAGGCCAAAUUUAAUGUCAUAAAUUUUGCGCGUCUGAUCAACAUGCUCCGCCGUUUAUAAACCUGUACUCUUUGAGCGCCCUAGACGGUUUUCUUAUCGAACCGUUUGCUUUAUAAAUAUGCAGUGGUCGUGAGCAGCUGAAUAUGAGACCACGGAAUUUAGGACAUCAUUACAUUCUACAUGUUUCGCCACCUUUGCUUUAUUCAAAUUUAGGCAAUUACUGGAAAUCUCAAAUUGCAUUCUGUAGGGAAAAGAGGUAAAAGGACAACAUUUAAUUCUGAAACACUUCGUGGUCAAUAGGCAAGGGAUAGAUUUCCAACUGUUAAACCUUAAAAUCUGAUUACGAGAAAAUAUUCUGCAAGCCCAAUAAAAAUCCAGCCUGAAGGGCCGCACUCCGAUGCUUUGUUGACGAGAAGGCGUCGCGGAACAAUACUGGGGGCUACGGAGUUAUCAAGAUACGUGCAUGAAUACGCACGACAGGACUUGUAUAGGUCUCCUAAAAUCGGAUGGACCGCAAGAGCAACAGUGACUAGAGUAUUGCAUUUGACUGCAGAUGCAAAUUAGGAGGAGUCUGCGAAACUGGAGGAACCUGACACAAUAGUACUUAGGACAACUCGUUCAGUCAGCUUCAGAAGCGCGGAAGGAUUUAAGAUCAACAGUAUUAGAUAUCUUUAGGGAUGGAAAUGAUUUUGACAGCACGCCAAGCACCGGGCACUUUGGAUUUACUAAAACCCGUGUUAAUAAGAGGAGUUAAAUUUGCUGCUGGGUAACGUAGAACAUAAAAAGUCAUUAAGCAACGUCCGGUCCAGCAUUUGUUGAAACACAGACCCUUCGAAGAUGCUUCUCCACUGCACCUACGAACACCGUUCAGGAGGCUAUGUCCCAGACGGAAGGUAGAACAGGAAGAGAGCCGGUUUGGAGGACAAGCACUUUAUUUGCAACUUGCGGACACGAAGGGUUACAAGUCGUCAGAAAGAUGCUCUUGUUACGUUGGCCCCUGUGCGUUCUGCAACAUUCUACCCAAUGGCGUGCCAGCCGUUGAAGGUGUCCUAGAGCGUUCCUGCCCGGGGCGUGCUGGUCGCUGAUUGGCCACCGUGUGUGCAAUAAUUCCGCCGCGGAAACGUCUGGAAUGUUUGACCGCACGCGUGAGCAAGGCCACCACACGAACUCGGCGCUGCAGUGCACGCCGGUUGGUCGUUUGGCUUCACGCGUGUCUAACGCCGCCGGCUUGGUCCCCUUUCAGUGCCUUAGGCCAUGGCCCCACGCCGCUUGCGUUCCGUGGUUUAAGAAAGUCGCUUGGGAGAAGACUGAACUCCCCAACGGGGAAGACAUAAUUCUGAAUGAAUGAGUCUAAGUUACUGUCAGCAUGUAAGUUUGGUUCGUUAACCAGUGAGGCAUUUAAACUUUUCUUAAUAUCGACAAUUGAAUGAGAAAAUUUGGAGAAAGAGGGACAAGGAUGGUUGACAAACGAGUAGUCUAGUCGGUUAAUCUCAUUGUUAUUGGCACGUUGACUGCUUCCAGCCCGUCAGACAAGCAAUAAUUUUAUUAAAUCUGUUAUAAAGUGGUUCGGACUCGAGUCCACAUUUGGAAGUAUAAGAAGAGUAGACGGUUAUGCUGGGAGCAGCGUCAUAACGUAUAAUUUUCCGCUCUGGUCCGGUUGACAAUGGCCGUUUAUAAUUGGAGUAGAUUAACGUGGGUCUAUUAAGGUAGAAUGGCCCGAACCGGUCAAUGAUGCCCCGCUUUUAACAUGAAAAAUUUCAAGGUACUUGACUAUCUUGUGGUGAAGUUAAGCAUUGGUACGAGUAUUGGCGGAACCAGGAUCUUAAGAGCCGAAAUAAUAGUAGGACGUAGGCUUAAGCGACUAAAAGUCGCACGUAAAAGAAUACGCUAUUCGCAGGACAAUAAAGCAUGUUUUUCUGACAGGAAGUCGAGAAUGCGGGUUAGUGCGUCCUCCCAGUUGGGAGUAGAAUGUUACUAAUAAAAAUGUCCUUAAAAUAAUUUAGUAAAAGAGAUUCUCAGUCGACAGCAAUAAUGUUUUGGGACUAUCAGAGUAUUAGAAUGAUGUUUAGUAGUUUUACACCAGUCCCUACUGUCGAAAACGGCACUUGCUCAGACACCACCGACUGCAUGGUACGGUUUACCGCGUCAAAAGAGACCGAAGAGCAAAAGCAUACGUCGUUUAUUAUCACUCGUACAUGUCUUCGGACAAAAUCAAUUAAUUUUUACUGUACAGCUAAUGACAGGGCGAGGUCUAUAUCAUCACAGUCCGCCGAAAGAAAACCUGAAGUUACCAUCACUGUUUCCGGUCGUUGUUUAUAUGUGAUUUAAAAACCGUGGCAAUUUCUUUCAAUGUGGAAACGUGUAACGUCGACAUGCCGUAAAGAUACCGAAGGAGCACAAACGCGGCAUAUUAGUGGUAGAUUGCAGCCACUAGCAUCACAGACACGCCUGGGUCAACUGGCUGCACAACUUACAUGAAUUCAAACUUAUUUGAAAAAGAUACGAGCGUAUUGCAAAGACGGGCAUAUACUCUGAGUUCCAAUAAGCGAGGACUAGAAAAAAAGCAGCAUGGCAAGUAAAAUAGGCCCAAAUCGCAAAAAAGCUACAAGUGAACGGGGAGGCUAAAGUGGGAAUUCGCUUUAUAAAAACCCAUCUUGGAAGGGAGCUACUUCUAAAGGAAAAUCGACCCAGACUCGGUUCGAGCCGGAUAAACUUGCCUUUACGGCCAGCUCCCGCGUUUGAAUGGAGGGUAACGUAUACCAGGACGCAUAAAAUCAGCUAUAGAAUCUCAAGUCUAAGUUCCUCCUCACAAUCUGUGUGAUUAACUACGUUUUUCUUCAUCAUUGUAAGAUGCUUGUUGUUUAACAGCCCGUUUGCUAGUAUUGAAGUCACUUUUACAAACAGAAUGUUGAAUGUGCGAUGAGUCCUGAAGUUGCGUACACAUGCUUUUUCUUCAACAUUUCGAAGACAAACUUGUCCCCAAUUUUAACCUGUGCAAAUGUUGGGAAACUCCCUUCUUCUGUGGGUAAUACCGAAAGGGGUUAGUCUCAGUCUUAGACGAAUUUGUCCAUGAAAUCCGUACGUGAUGGUUCAUUUAUUGAAUCAGCGCUAAUCAAGGACUUUUCAUCAAGCAGCAUCAAUUUUAAUCUACUUUGCCAUUUUUCGUUUAAAAUGCAACUUAUUUCUGGUUGUUCAGGUAUUAAGUUUACCUCUCAUUGAUUUCUUAACGAUCGCUAAGAUACCACCUGUAGACAACUUUAUACUCUAUAGAGCCAGAUUAAAAUCGAUACUGCCGAAUCCAGAGACCUAUCUUAGGUCGGUUAUCACCUUCUGUUAAGCAAUGCUGGUCAUACAACUACUACCUGAGCGAACAUUAAUCGACAUUUCCUUCGAGAUCCUCUGGUUUUCACAAGACUCUUUAUGAGUCAUUAAAUAAGAUGAAGGAAUAUCAGUACAGUACAAGUAAGGCUUUAUUUUUUGUUCACCUGGAAGGACACGAUGUAAUCUGAAAAUACUAUCACUGCAGCUUUUAAAUCAUAAGUGUUAGGAAGCCGACUUCAACCUGGGUCAGACCAAGCAGCUACUUACUUAACUAGCUUCCUGUUUUUGAAAUUUCUAAGAAACAGAAAGUGUGCAGCCUUUUCAUCCUCAUUUCACUUUAGGACGACUGCUGUCUCAGCGUCCUGCCAGACAGAUGAUACGCUCGUUCGAGCCGAGAUGCCGAAACGCGAAACAAAGGAAAGUGCAAGCGAAGCGAACAUUGCACUAGCGCCUAAGCAGGUUCUUCAUAGGGCAAUCAACACCGAGUUCUCGGCAAAGAAGGACCAGGAAACCAAUACCAGGCCUCGGGGUAUUCACAUUUCGAUCACAUUCGGUGGCGACGAACAAUUCGAUGUCGUUAAAAGCUAUCUGAAUGCAAUUAAAAACAUGGAGGAAUCCGGACAAGACUCGGCUUUUGCAGCAAUGGACAACUUAACGAGAGCCCGGCUUCGUAGAAAACUUAAAGAACGUUGGAGCACCGUGGAUGCGCCAGAUACUUCCGUGUUCCAUACGCCCUCCCCGUCAUCAUCAAGCUCCUCCCUUGGUUUUCGUCACUUCAGCGACCACCAUCCUGACUAA